Messenger RNA from Harpegnathos saltator (Jerdon's jumping ant), 930 nucleotides. Its product is annotated as chymotrypsin-1. Gene Ontology annotation, molecular function: serine-type endopeptidase activity. The transcript has 6 exons. Bases 145 to 930 code for a protein of 261 amino acids. Gene Ontology annotation, biological process: proteolysis. Lineage: Eukaryota; Metazoa; Arthropoda; Insecta; Hymenoptera; Formicidae. The record is from RefSeq and is a predicted model, not a curated record.
CACGUGUGAUCAAGUGAUGAUAUGGAGAAGCUCGUAAUAGAACGUGCAAUAGGAAAUCUCAUUUUUCUUAGUAUUGCGAUAUCAUCGAUAGAACAUUGCUAUUGUUGCUUCGUAAUCUUAAUUGCCUCGUUCUAAUAGUUAAAAAUGGCAAGUUACGUGAUGAUACAAUUAGCCUGCACCUUGGUGGUCGCAUUUGCAGUUCUGCCGGAUUGCGAUACCGAAGAUUCGGAAAGAAUAAUACAAGCUAAUUUCUCCACCAUAAAUGAUUACCCAUUUAUGGUCUCCAUAAGAUAUGAAGGAUUUCAUCGCUGUAGUGGUGCUAUAAUCCAUGAACGCUACAUCAUAACUGUCGCCCAUUGCAUAAAAGCAUUUCAAGGAAAACUCUUCGACAAUAUAACAGUUGUUAGUGGAACUACUUAUCUCGAUAAAGGUGGAAUUAUUCAUAAUGUCGAUGCAAUAUAUUAUCACAAGGAAUUCAAUAAUUUUAAUAGCGGGUUCAACAUCGGUUUAAUUCGGGUGAGAAGGAAUAUCGAAUUUAAUGAUGUUCAAGACAUGAUACCACUACUGGACAGUGGUUGCGUUCAGAAUUGCUAUCCGUUGUCUGAAAAGAUCGUAAACGUAGGCUGGAGCAAACAUUCCAACAGUGGUCCCGUAAUGAGUGUAUUGCAAAUAUCAGAAUCUAUUGCAAUGGACAAUAAAUUAUAUGAGACGUAUUUUAACCGCAAUAUCACUGCUGAAUUCUGCCUCUUUAUGGAACCUAAAUUAGGAAUAUGUUACGGUGACAUGAGUAGCAUAGUACUAUGCAAUGGUAAUUUUGUAGGAUUAGGUUCUAUAGGAACUUGUAACCCUGAAUAUCCAGAUAUAAUAACUGAUGUCUGUAUGCACAUAACCUGGAUUCGAGAAAUUUUGUACGAAAACAAUGAUAUUUAG